ACCUGAGAGAAGGAAAGUGGAUGCCCAGGGCUCUUAUGGGACCAAUUUAAUAGCGCAAUACUAAAGGACCCAAAAGAAUUUUGGGCUCAAACUGUUCUUCAAAUAGCAGUAUUAACAACUCUUCACUGUAAAAACGCCUCAUCAUGGACCCCUCUCCCUUUCUCUCUCCGGCCAUCUUGUUCUCCAAGAUUCUCGAUAGGCAACCGUCUCAGAUAAAAUAAGGAGUUGGGAAGAGUCUUUGUGCAAAAUGAGAAAACAAUCUUUUAGUGGGAAUGAGAAGAAAGUCUUCAAUACUGACAAGACAACUGACAACAUUGAUUGCACCUGCCAAGCACCCAAUCUCCAUAGAGAGCAGAAGAAUAUAGUUUCCAACCAGAUUGAUCAAAGUGCUGGUCAUAAGACAAAGAAAAGUAGAAGAGAACUGAAGGCUAUGGACCGAAGAUCUGAUUCCAUCGACUUGAUCUCGCAAUUGCCUAACCAUGUUAUCCAUCAUAUCCUAUCUCUCCUACGGUGCAAGAAAGAUGCGGCUCGAACUAGUAUUUUGUCUAAGAGGUGGAGGGCCAUAUGGGCUUCUUACUUGAUCUUGGAUUUUGAUCAACGCAAGUUCCAAAAGCAAGAGAAAAAAGUGCGCCGACUCUCUAGCAAGAGUAAAAAGAGGAAAGAGGUAGAAAUCAACAAGAAGAAUGAGAUGUUUAGGGCUUUUGUUGAGAACACACUGCGGACUCACAUUGAGCAAGAUUCUGGCAUACAGAAAUUCAAGCUUCAUUUAACCUCCUAUAAUGUAGAAUUGUCUGCUCAUGUGGACCAGUGGAUAGGUUUUGCAACUACAAACAACAUCAAAGAUUUGGAUCUCUAUAUUCCAAGCAAGAAAGAUAGAUGUUAUAAUUUGCCUCAAACUGUCUUUGCUGCCAGUACCAUAACAGCAUUAAGGAUUUCUGGCUGCAAGUUGAGAACUUGUAUUGACAUUAAGCUUUCCAAUUUGCAAAAACUCUGUUUUGCCAAACUUCGUGUUGAUGGACAGAUGAUUCAAAAUCUGAUGCUUAGUUGCCCUUUAAUUGAUGAUUUGAGACUCAUUUAUUGCACUGGACUGAAAACUUUACUGCUGUCAAGUAAUAAACUCUAUAGAGUUGAUAUACAUUUUUGCCAUGGAUUGAAGAAUGUUGAAGUGCUGUCACCAAAUCUUCAAACAUUCUGGUACCAUGGGAAGAAAUCUACUCGCUGCAAAAUCAACUUGGCAAUGUGUAAAGAUUUGAAAAGUUUGACUUUGGAGGAUGCCAACAUGAGUGAUGAUUGGUUUCAAAAUCUGCUUUCUAAUUUUUCUCUCAUUGAGCAACUGAUCUUGAGUAAAUGUAAUGCCUUAAGGCAUAUUACAAUAUCAGGUCGUUGGCUUAAGAAACUAGCCUUAAUGGAAUGCAGAGAGUUAACAGAGGCUGAUAUCGAUACUCCUAAUCUUCUUUCUUUUGAAUAUAGGGGUCAGAAGAUGCCAUUUUCUUCUUUGAACCCUUUUAGUUUAAAGGAGGCAAAGCUUUAUUUUGAGUCUUCUAGAUUGCAGCCGGAUAAUGGUGGCCAGCUCUUGUUUUAUGAGUUGCAGAAUUUUCUCCAUAGGUUUGAUUGCUCUAAGAGCUUGAAAUUGGUUAUUCGCUCGAACAAGGAUGUCAUUAUUCAUGAAGAUCUGAGAGAAAUUUUAGUGCCUGAAAUCUUUGAUGUCAAGCUUGAGAUUAUCAAACCAUCAACCAGCUUGGAAGUCAUAUUAGAUAGUUUGCUGCGGACAUGGCAUCCAGAGACCCUAUCAAUAGUAUCAUCUACCAUCAGUGAUUUCCCUGAGCAAGCACAUAUGAAGUUGGCGGAUAGAAGACAGGCAGCAAGCUGCUGCAAUUACAACACUUUGAACAACAAAUGCUGGCGUCAUUUUUUGAUGGAUGUUACCACUGAGAACCUGGGUGAUACUGAAAAGAAAUCUAACUGGAUUGAUUGGCUGAAGUCUUCUGCACAUUUAGUUAACAAGAUGACUUGCUUUAGAUUAACCUGGAAGCAGCGAUAGGCAAUGUGUGUUGGUUAUGUUGAAUUUAAAAAUUGACUUUAUUUAAUGUGUACAUAUUUUGGGACCUCAAACCUUAUGGGUUACUAUUUUCUAGUUUUUAAUGUAUGCAGAUUGUUGAGCAUAAAUUGCAAUCUACUUUCAGAAACAUCCACCACUCAUUUACAUA
Molecule: messenger RNA, 2207 nt
Organism: Ricinus communis (castor bean)
Lineage: Eukaryota; Viridiplantae; Streptophyta; Magnoliopsida; Malpighiales; Euphorbiaceae
Exons: 4
Coding region: 248-2041 (597 amino acids)
Molecular function (GO): protein binding
Source: RefSeq, a predicted model, not a curated record